Molecule: messenger RNA, 1163 nt
Organism: Zychaea mexicana
Lineage: Eukaryota; Fungi; Mucoromycota; Mucoromycetes; Mucorales; Lichtheimiaceae
Product: histidine phosphatase superfamily
Exons: 3
Coding region: 101-1066 (321 amino acids)
Source: RefSeq, a predicted model, not a curated record
UCUUCUCUCCCUUUCUCUUUUUCUCUCUCUCUCAACAUUUUUUUUUUCUCGAAACAAGUUUUUCUUUUCACACAUCCAUUCAGCGUGGGUAACUAUUUCCAUGGUACCCCCUCAAAUCAACAAUGUGUUUAUUAUACGGCAUGGUGAGCGACUCGACCAUGCCAUUAAGAUGUGGCGACCAGACCCUUCACAUGGCUUAUGGGACCCACCAUUGUCGCCUGCUGUAAGUUACAUGAUAUUAGGCCACGAGCAAGCUGAAAAGACCGGACAACGGCUCGUCGAGCUGUUAGAGGAGGUGGGCGUGGACUUGGAAACAACGAGCGUUGUUAUCUACAGUUCACCAUUCCAACGAUGCAUUGACACUUCACUGGGGAUUGCACGUCAUGUGCCCAACUCGAUCCUACGACUCGAGUUGGGAUUAGGAGAAUGGAUGUGUGAACGGUUCUUUGAUGAAGAUCUGGCACCUGCAUCACGGUUAAUUGCGCGACAACAGGAGGCGUUGGCAAGGCAACAGGCACAAGCGUUUGCUUCCAUGGCAACAAAGACAAAGAACAACAAUUAUAGCGAUUACCUUGGUAACACCACAGCCCUAACAACGCCAGUAGUGCCAAUGUUACCAUGGGUGGAUUAUGGAUACCGACCCCUACGGACUGAAUUUGACUUUCCAGAACGGUAUGGGGAUAUGCUGCGGCGUUUCGAUGAGGCACGGAUGCACUGUUUGGCCACGGCACAGCAGCUGCCACCGCAGAAAACCAACAAGAAGACCACAGCUUGUUCGUCUCAUAUGAUUUUAUUGUUUGUCACUCACGCUGUGGGCGUUAAUGCAUUGUUGGAUGGGUUUAGAAAUCAGUUGACGCGACCGAUUGAGACGGGAUAUUGCAGUAUUUCACGGGUAACACGGACGUCGCACCACUUGCCGUCCCCCAUAGUAAUGUUUCCUGCUGCUUCCACUACUACAAUAUCGUCCGCACUCCCUUCUCCCAAAGAAGAAAAGGACACAAGCGAUCUGCAUGAACGUGACGAGUGGACGGUUGAUCUGCUUGCUUCUGAUACCCAUCUUACUUAAAUUACUCCAAUAAUCUUAUUUACUCACUUUUCUUCACUAUACCCUUUCCCUUUCUCCCAAUGUAAAAAAUCCUCCUACCCCCUUCAACCUGAAUUCG